Molecule: messenger RNA, 508 nt
Organism: Physeter macrocephalus (sperm whale)
Lineage: Eukaryota; Metazoa; Chordata; Mammalia; Artiodactyla; Physeteridae
Product: dihydrofolate reductase-like
Exons: 1
Coding region: 45-500 (151 amino acids)
Biological process (GO): folic acid metabolic process; glycine biosynthetic process; tetrahydrofolate biosynthetic process
Cellular component (GO): mitochondrion
Molecular function (GO): NADP binding; dihydrofolate reductase activity
Source: RefSeq, a predicted model, not a curated record
UGCCCUAGCCCCUGCUCAGGAAUGAAUACAGGUAUUUCCAAAGAAUGACCACAACCUCUUCAGUAGAAGGUAAACAGAAUUUGGUGAUUAUGGGUAGGAAAACCUGUUCGCCAUUCAUUCCAGAGAAGAAUCGACCUUUAAGGGACAGAAUUAAUACAAUUCUCAUUAGAGAACUCAAGGAACCUCCACAGGGAGCUCAUUUUCUUGCCAAAAGUCUGGAUGAUGUCUUAAAACUUAUUGAGCAACCAGAAUUAACAAAUAAAGUGGACAUGGUUUGGAUAGUGGCAGGCAGUUCCGUUUAUAAGGAAGCCACGAACAUACCAGGCCAUCUUAGACUAUUUGUGACAAGGAUCAUGCAGGAAUUUGAAAGUGACACAUUUUUUCCAAAAAUUGAUUUGGAAAAAUAUAAACUUAUCCCAGAAUAUCCAGGUGUUCUUUCUGAUGUCCAGGAGGAGAAAGGCAUUAAGUACAAAUUUGAAGUAUAUGAAAAGAACGAUUAAUGUGAAAG